CUGCAGUGGGGUGGGGGUUGAAAAUGCAUAUAUGCCUUUGCAGGUUAGGAUUUGUGGGCUGUUUCUGUCGCUAACCUUGCACCCAUCUCUGGCUGCUCAUUUUCCUCUCGCAGGUUCCCAAAUCAGGUUUCUGUGUGUUCUUCUUUUUUUAGCGCAGCAGGCAGAUGUUCAGCAGGUGAAGCGUGGAGAUGUUACUAGUUCUCACCGAAAGGGGCAUAGCUCAGGGGUAGAGCAUCUGUACUGCAUGCAGGAGGUGCCAGGUUCAGGCCCCAGCAUCUCCCGGCCGAGAGAGGGAGAAGAUGGCCACUGUGGGAAGUGGCACCGCCAUGUCCUUAGCCCUUCCCUACCAGCCAGUGCUUGAGCAAGGGCCUCGGCCCGGAGAGAGAACAGGCGAGGAGGAAGACGACGCAGCAGGCCCCAAACCCGACAAGGACGUCAACAAAAGAGCCAGGAAAACAGUUCCGGCCAGCAUGGCGGCGGAGCUCCUGCGUUGGCCGGCCUCGCAGCAAGUGAAGCAGGAGCCGGGCGACGGGAUCCCGCAGGGCUGGGACGGUCCCUGGCAGGAGUUCCUGAAGGCGGUUCAGUCCCCGCACCCAGGCUGGGGCAACCCGCAGCUGCCCGCGGCGUGGGAGGAGAGCAGCAAGGCCUUUGAGGGAGCCGCCGACGCCUGGAUGUGGCCCCGAGGGGACUGGGCGGCCCGGCCCUUCUCAGGAGAGCCGCAGCCAGCCCCCCAACACCCUCCGGAAGGCAGAGAGAGGGGCGACGGCGCCAGCGGGAAGUUGAAGGCUGAGAGCUCGAGGCCGGGCCUGGUCAGCGCCGAGUCCCAGCGCCGGCGCUUCCGGCAGUUUGGCUACCGGGAGGCUGAGGGGCCUCGCGAGGUCUGCGUCCGGCUGCGGGAACUGUGUCGCCAGUGGCUGGAGCCCGAGCGGCACACCAAGGAGCAGAUCCUGGAGCUGCUGAUCCUGGAGCAGUUCCUGACCAUCCUGCCGCCCGAGAUCCAGAGCUGGGUGAGGGAAUGGGGGCCGGAGACCUGCGCCCAGGCGGUGGCCCUGGCCGAGGGCUUCCUGAGGAGGCCCCGGGAGCCCAAGAGGUGGGAGCAGCAGAUCUCAAAGCCUUUUCAGGAAAUGCCCAAGGCGGAGCAGGCUCCAUCAGAUGUUGGACUGUGGCAGCUGUACAGGGAGGCAAAGCAGGACAGCGAUGGCAGCUCAAUGGCAGGCGAUGGGUGGGCGAGCGAGAAUGAAGAAGAGAAACCUCGGAUGAGAUGUUCCGAGAAAACUGGGCCUUCCGGGUCGUACGGAGAGAACCCUUUCCUAUGUCCUGAGCAGUUGGGCUCCUUUGAAAACCAACACAAAUCAGAGAAUCCACACGACGUCCCCUUGGGAGACGGGGAGUGCAAACCGGUGGCCUGUCCGGGAGUUGUCCCGAAACUCGGCGACCUGGCAGCUCAAGAGAGGACCCACAAGGACCGGAGGAGGAAAGUGUGCACCGAGUGCGGGAAAGCGUUUGGCCGGAGCUCUGACCUUCUUAAACACCGGAGAACCCACACAGGGGAAAAACCCUUCCAGUGCCUCCACUGCGGGAGAAGCUUCAGCGACCGCUCCAACCUCAUCGCACACCGGAGAAUCCACUCAGAGAAGAAGCUGUACCAGUGCUUGGACUGCGGCAAGAGCUUCUGCCAGAACUCGUACCUGGUCCGCCACCGGAGGACCCACACGGGCGAGAAGCCCUACAAGUGCUCGUACUGCGGCAAAGGGUUCAGCGACAGCUCGAACCUGGUGGUGCACAAGAGGACCCACACGGCCAGCGACAAGCCCUACCGCUGUCCGGAUUGCGGGCGGAAGUUCAGCGAGCCCUCGCUUCUAGGCCGGCACCAGCGGAUGCACGCCAAGGAGAGGCCGUACAACUGCUCGGACUGCGGGAAGACGUUCCGCCACCGCUCGGAUCUGGUCCGCCACCGGAGGACCCACACGGGGGAGAAGCCCUUCAAGUGCCUGGACUGCGGCAAGGGCUUCAGCCAGAGGUCUCACUGCAGCACCCACGAGAGGCGGCACACGAGGCAGAAACUGUACCCGCAGCACUUAGAGGGCGGGAAAGGCUUCGGCCCGGCUGAAAUCGGACUUCCCGCGAAGGAGGAAGCGGCGGAAGCGGCUCAAAGGAUCGCUACGCAGAAGGACGUGAGGGUGGGGCAUAUGUGUGUCCUUCUCCAUACCGAGUGGGGCUACUUAUAGCGCGAGGUAAUUUGACACGAUGGGACUUUCCGGUUUUUGUUUUGUAAAUGGCAAAGUGCAUUACUUCAAAAGGUGGCGAGCCAGUCCUGCUGUGUUUGAAGGCCUUCUCCUCUGCUCCUUCUGCCGAGUAGGCCCUGGACCUCUGCUCUCAAGCUCUGCCCUGACAGCACCGCUGGCUUACAGUCCGCCUUGUUUGUAAAAGCCCGUUCACUUGGUACCAAUUCUUAAUGCGCCCUGAGCGACUAGCAUGGACGUUUUACGAAAACAGCUUUCCGCUGCCAUUUUCCACAAGUGACUAACUUAGCCCGUCUCCCGAGUAUACUUAUUACUUUGUGUUUGUGGACUACUAACUUUUGCUCAAUGUAUGUGCCGAAAUUGGGAUCUGACAAAGAAUUCCGCCUCCUGUUGAUGAGUUUGACUUUUUAAAAAAAUCAAAAUAAGUUUCUAGUCCUCAUCUGUGCCAAGAUAGGUUUGAAAGUUGAUAUACGUACACAUGAUAUUUGGAGGUGUCUUGGAAGCCAAAAGAGGGGGUUGAGCGAGUGGGGCUUGAGUGGGAUCCACAGCACUGGCUCUCUUUCCCCCCUUCACCCCAUGUCCAAAACAGACUAAAGAGCCACUGGAAUUCUGGGAAAGUGCCCCAGGCACCGAUCAGAUUCCAUGAAAGGGGUAACUCCUACUCAUGUUGCUUGUGCUGAACUUCUUAUGGUCUGAGCAAGGAAUCUUUCAUGGGGGUGGGGAGAUGUGUCCUUUGGAAAUGGGACUUUGCGGAAAGGCGUGGAUUUUUUGCAAGGUGGGGUAGGUAGAAUGCCUUCCUGUGACCAACCGCCCAUCCCGUCUUGGUGGCGGUAGCUGCAAAAUAAAUCCUGAACGAAGUA
Podarcis raffonei (Aeolian wall lizard) is the source of this 3103-nucleotide messenger RNA. Its product is annotated as zinc finger and SCAN domain-containing protein 31-like. Gene Ontology annotation, biological process: regulation of transcription by RNA polymerase II. Gene Ontology annotation, molecular function: RNA polymerase II cis-regulatory region sequence-specific DNA binding; DNA-binding transcription factor activity, RNA polymerase II-specific. The record is from RefSeq and is a predicted model, not a curated record. NCBI's taxonomy places the organism in Eukaryota, Metazoa, Chordata, Lepidosauria, Squamata, Lacertidae. Bases 300 to 2228 code for a protein of 642 amino acids. The transcript is spliced from 4 exons.